AUGGAUUCAUCAUUACAUAAUAAGACUCAAAUUACAUCAAUAAUCCAUCUUAUUACUCAUCAUCAUUUCAUUUUCUUUUUGUUGAUGAUCAGCCUCACUCAAUUUCCACUGGCUUCUGAUGGAUGCCACCAAGAGGAAAGAAGGGCACUCUUAGAAAUUAAAUCCUCUUUAGAAGACCCUUCAAAUCGCUUGUAUUCAUGGCAACAAGGCAACAAAUAUCAGAACUGUUGUGAUUGGCUUGGAAUUCAGUGUUCUGGCGACUCUCUUCAUGUCAUCUCCAUCAACCUACGGAACACAGAGUAUGAAAUUUACUAUAAUGAGUAUAUCUAUACAGUAAAUUUAAAUGAUUUCAAUCCCCCAGACACUGCAUUACAAGGUAAAUUCUCUCCUUUCUUCAAUAACUUCACGCAUCUUCAGUAUCUUGAUGUUUCCUUCAACAAUUUCCAAGAAUCACAAAUUCCACUUGAAUUUUCUAGUCUCACAAAACUCAUUCAUCUUGAUCUCUCCCACUCCAAUUUUUCUGGAUCAACUUUGACACAAUUCACUAAUAUAUCAUCUCUUAAGUACCUGGAUUUAUCUUGCGGUGUUGUAAACUGCAUGCACUUAUCAUCUACAAAAUGGUUGAGAGGAUUAGUAAAUCUCGAGGUGUUAAGGUUGAGUCGUAUUAAUUUACAUGAGGCGACAUCAUCAUCAGAAAAUAAUUUUCUUGAACAUUUACAUUUUCUUUCCAAUCUUAAAGACCUCGAUCUAUCUUAUUGCAAUAUAUCUGGUCCGGUUUUUCCCAUCCAAGAGUCUAACAAUCUUUCCCAUCUGUCCUCUCUCAAUAUGAGUUUCAAUCCUGAGCUCAAUUCCUCAUUCCCAGAACAUCUAGCAAAAAUGACUUCACUUUCUAGUCUUUACUUAACAAGGUGUAAUUUUCAUGGUUCAGUUCCAUAUAUGCCUCAACUUGAAGAGCUUGAUGUCAGUAAUAAUACUGCUCUGCAUGUCGAACUUGCCCAAAUGUUUGAACGUAGGUGGCCUAAACUCAAAUCUCUUAGGAUAUCUGCAACUAAAGUAACCGGACAAAUUUUUAAUUUAAUUUCAAAAGUGCCGAUGUUAGAGUUUCUUAAAGCCUCUGGUUGUUCAAUUCAAGGAUCCAUCCCAAAAUCAAUCUGCAAACUUUCUUUUCUUCGAGAAAUUUUCCUGCAACGUAACAAUUUUACUGGAACGAUGCCAAGUUGCAUUACGAUGCUCAGGUACCUCGAUCGGUUAGAUAUCAGUAAAAACUUUAUCAGCGGUAAUGUCGCACUUUCCGCUUUGUUUACCAAUUUAAAUCUAAGUUAUCUAAAGCUGGGUCCAAACAAGCUAACGGUAUCUAUAGAUCAAGACUUACGUUUAUACCCUAAACAUAAACUCAAGGUAUUAGGGUUGGGGUCCUGCAAUCUGAAAGGAUUAUUCCCUGCUUUCAUUUGUAAUAUGACUGAUUUAGAAACUUUGCAGUUAUCUGGGAAUAACCUUACAGGAACUAUCCCUUCUUGCAUCAACAAACUCAAAAAUCUCAUGUCCUUAGAUUUCUCAUCCAACAAUUUUCACGGUCCUCUGCCUCUCCCGUGUAAGAACGCCAAACUAUAUAAUUUAGCAAAUAAUAAAUUCAACGGUCAAAUCUCAAUGGAAGUCGGAGAAAGACUCUCUACCGUAUCUUUAGUUUGGUUAUCUGGUAAUGAAAUUAAAGGCUCGGUUCCCUUUUCUGUAUGCUCCAAAGAACCUGGAGAGUCUAACAUACAAUAUCUUGAUCUCUCCAAGAAUAACUUAUCUGGGAUUAUACCUACUAGUGUAGGGUACUGUCAUUCUCUUAUAUAUCUUAAUCUCGGCAUUAACAACCUCACUGGAAAUGUUCCCAAAGAGCUUGAACAAGCAAAGAAAUUGCAAAUUCUGCAACUAAAUGACAACAAUCUUGAUGGCGAUCCUCUGAAUUUCAUCGGUGAACUUCACGAGCUGGUAGUUCUCGACUUGGGGAAUAACAACUUUGGAGGAAGUAUAUCCAGUUUGUCUGGUUCACUUGGUAACCUUCAGAUUCUUUCUUUAAGAUCAAAUAAUUUCAAUGAGUCAAUCCCCAAAGAGAUCGUUGAUUUACAGCAACUCCAUGUAUUAGACUUAUCAAGAAACAAUCUCACCGGGAUAAUUCCUAAGGGAAUAGAUAAGUACUUAAUGUUAAGAAGUAGACCAUCAAAAAAGAAAAAAAUAAAAUUAAUGUUAAGAAGCAGAUCGAAUUAUACGUUUACACUUGAUCGUGGUGGGUAUCCAGGCAAUCUGCAACUGCAGAUGACGACCAAAGGGAUCAUAACGCAGUAUGAGAAUCUGUAUACAUACAAUUCAGGAAUCGAUUUAUCCUCUAAUAAACUCGAAGGGGAAAUUCCUGAAGAGAUAGGUCUACUAAAAGGACUUUCCAUGCUAAAUCUAUCACACAACCACCUCUCAGGUAACAUUCCACUGAGUGUUGGAAGUAUGAAUGGUUUGGAGUCCUUGGAUUUGAGUUUCAAUAAGUUUUCUGGACCUAUCCCAGUAUCCUUAGCAUCAAUGGAUUUUCUUGGUCAUUUGAACCUAUCUUAUAACAACUUGAGUGGUCGAAUCCCAAGAGGACUACAUUUUGAUACUUUAAGCGGAGAUGGUUCAGCAUACGUUAACAACAGUUUCCUUUGUGGGUAUCUUACAAAAAGUAUUUGUGGGGAUGACAGCGAUAAUGGCAAUACCAAUUUUCCAAGUGAAGUUCAUAGAAAUGAAGAAGAUGAAUCAAAAGAUAAAUGGUAUUUGUUUGGUGUUGGUGUUUUGGGGUUCAUUGUUGGAUUUUGGGGUUUGUUUUUUGGUUUGGUGUUGAAUAAAGAGAAAUGGUGGUGCCCGUACUGGAAAUUAGUUGACAGCGUUGCAGUUAGAACUAUUCAAUUUUUCGUAAAACAUUGA
This is a messenger RNA of Papaver somniferum (opium poppy), 2937 nucleotides long. RefSeq names its product receptor-like protein EIX1. The transcript has a single exon. Gene Ontology annotation, molecular function: receptor serine/threonine kinase binding. NCBI's taxonomy places the organism in Eukaryota, Viridiplantae, Streptophyta, Magnoliopsida, Ranunculales, Papaveraceae. Bases 1 to 2937 code for a protein of 978 amino acids. The record is from RefSeq and is a predicted model, not a curated record.